Camelina sativa (false flax) is the source of this 1383-nucleotide messenger RNA. RefSeq names its product E3 ubiquitin-protein ligase APD1-like. Gene Ontology annotation, cellular component: plant-type vacuole membrane; endosome. Gene Ontology annotation, molecular function: ubiquitin protein ligase activity. The record is from RefSeq and is a predicted model, not a curated record. Gene Ontology annotation, biological process: cell cycle; protein ubiquitination. Lineage: Eukaryota; Viridiplantae; Streptophyta; Magnoliopsida; Brassicales; Brassicaceae.
AAGAGACUAAGAAUCGCCGCCGGUGGACCUGUUUGCACAAACAUGUAGCGUUACACUAAUAAACGUGUCCUUAUCCUUAUCUAUAUCAUGGAACCACUUCAGCACCUCACAGAUCCUCUCUCAUCUUCUUUAUAAUCCCUUUAGAUUUCUUCUAGGGUUUCAUCAACCUCAAAUUCUCAACUCUUUAUUUUUUUUUAGAUUUCUGUGUUUCUCUCUUUCUCUAAGAAUCACCGAGAUGGAAGUUCGUAUGCAAAUGCAUCAUCCAAUUCUCGGGUAUCGAUCUCGUAACGUGGAUGGACAACUCCACUCGCCUGCGGAGAUUAAGAUGUACUGCUUCGGUCUCGCUAUGGUUUUGAGUGUCCUUGGGUCGGUUUUUCUGAUCGUGGGUGUUUACGGAUCACAAAAUAUCUGGCUUGGACCGAAUUCGUCCAUUCUUGUUGAACCAAGUUCCAUAUUUGUCCAAAGCAUUAAGGUGAAGGAGCUUGAUUACUCUAAACCAGGGAUCCAGCUUUAUGGAUUCUAUGGGUCUCCUCCCUUGAAUCGUUUGGUGAAUUGGUCAGAAUCCCGAGGGUUUCCUGUCUCAUAUGAUUCUUACAAGGGUUGGCCAUAUUACUUUAACCGAGGGACUUUUGUGAAUAUAACCUAUACCGUAAAACCAAAAGGUGCAGCGGUCGAGCUUGUGGUCGAUGAAGGAAGGCAAGGCCUCUCUUCUUCAUGGUUGAACGAGAUUGUAUUUCGUCGUGACAUCGCUUGGUCAUGGAAUCUAAUUCAGGGGAGUGGUAUGAUUCAAUUGGAGAUAAGUAAGUCUUCAGGUUAUUAUGUUACUGUGGCUAACUUGAAGAAGAGCAAGGACGUAGAGGUGGAACUGACUAUUGAUGUGAGGGCUGUCUUGUAUGAUACUAAACAAUCAUUAUACAACUGUACCUUCAGCAACGGCGAGUGCACAUUCAAGCUCAAUGCAAUGUCCCUUGUUGGAAAUUCUGUUGUUGUGACUUCACCAGCAUCGAGUCAGGGAGUAUCCAUCGAUGAUGAAUGGUGCAUCAGCAUCUCAUAUGAACAUAGAUGGAUUGCAUAUGUAAUUGGCAUAGGUCUGGUGUUUUGGUUCAUGUUUGUAGCUACACAGUGCUGUUGUAGAGAGGAACAUCUAACCGAAAAUAAUGAUUCAGCAAGAACACCUCUACUUGCAGACAAAGUUGAGGAUGGUUCGUGUAAUGAACCUUUGACAAACAAUGAUUCUAAUUUGGAAAAGUCGUCGAUAGAAAGUGAUGAUGACAGUGACGGAUCUGCCUAUAUGGUUAUUUGUGAUGUUGACAUGUAUUUUCCAGAAGCCUAAUAUGUAUGUAUGAUAAACUCUCUUGAAUCUAUAAUAAUAGAGCAUUAAUA